Knipowitschia caucasica is the source of this 273-nucleotide messenger RNA. The record is from the annotation of a GenBank genome assembly. Lineage: Eukaryota; Metazoa; Chordata; Actinopteri; Gobiiformes; Gobiidae.
AUGAAAGAUGUGGUUCUGAAACGGAGCUCAGAGGGCGGAGGAGGUUCUCAGAGGGCGGAGGAGGGUCUCAGAGGGCGGAGGAGGUUCUCAGAGGGCGGAGGAGGUUCUCAGAGGGCGGAGGAGGUUCUCAGAGGGCGGAGGAGGUUCUCAGGGGUCUCCAGAGGAAGCAGGAGACAGAAGCUUAGUCUCCGUCUCACAGCGAUCCUAAAGGUGGCACCACUGGAAGAGGUACCACCAGCUGUGGUCGGGCCCAAUCUAAAGUCUCAGUCAUAG